This is a messenger RNA of Sphaerodactylus townsendi, 2171 nucleotides long. It is a transcript of the gene COG8, whose product is annotated as component of oligomeric golgi complex 8. Gene Ontology annotation, cellular component: COG complex. Lineage: Eukaryota; Metazoa; Chordata; Lepidosauria; Squamata; Sphaerodactylidae. The record is from RefSeq and is a predicted model, not a curated record. The transcript is spliced from 5 exons. Gene Ontology annotation, biological process: intra-Golgi vesicle-mediated transport. The coding region runs from base 30 to 1871 and encodes 613 amino acids.
GGCCGCUUCCUGUUCCACGUGGAGGCCCGAUGGCGGCGGGGGGCUCGCUGGCGGGGGGCGGCGGCGGCCUGGAGGAGGCGAGCCUGCUGGCCUGGCUGUUCCGGGGCGGGUCUCCGGGGCCGCCGCCGCCGUCGGGGGGGGAGGCGGAGCUGCCGGCCUACCUGGCGGAGCUGUCGGGGCUGGGCGUGGAGGCGCUGCGGAGGGAGCCGGGCCGGCUGGCGGAGGACCGGGCGCAGCUGGGGGCGCAGACGCGGGCCUUGGCCUUCGCCCACUACAAGACCUUCAUCCGCUCGGCCGAGUGCACGGCCGGCACCCGCCGCGGCUUCGCGGGCAUCGAGCGGGGCCUCGACCGCCUCCUGGGCCGCCUGGCGCCCUUCGCCCAGACCUGCCGGACCUUCUCCCGCGAGGCCGAGCAGAUCGCCCAGAGCCGCCGCAUGAACAGCCUGACGCUGAGCCGCCACACCGAGAUCCUGGAGGUGCUCGAGAUCCCGCAGCUCAUGGACACCUGCGUGCGCAACGGCUACCACGAGGAGGCCCUGGCCCUGGUGGCCCACGCCCGCCGCCUGCACAAGAAGCACCCCGACCUCCCCGUCAUCCAGGGUAUAGUGGCAGAGGUGCGUCAGUCAACGCAGCUCAUGCUGGCCCAGCUGAUCCAGCAGCUGCGCACUAACAUCCAGCUGCCAGCCUGCUUGCGGCUCAUUGGUUACUUGCGCUGCAUGGACGUUUUUACGGAGGCUGAGUUACGCAUCACAUUCCUGCAGGCACGGGACGUCUGGUUGCGCUCCAUUCUCGCUGCAAUCCCAGACAGUGAUCCCUAUGUACACAUCACCAAGACCAUCGAGGCAUGCCGCGUCCACCUCUUUGACAUUGUCACACAGUACCGGGCCAUUUUUGCAGAUGAAGAGCCGCUCAUGCCUUCCUCUGGGCAGGGUGCCCUUAACGAAAGCGCCAUCUUCCACGGCUGGGUUUUGCAGAAGGUUUCCCAGUUUCUGCAGGUCUUAGAGAGUGACUUGCAGCGCGGAGUGGGUGGGCGGCUGGACUCUCUCCUUGGCCAGUGCAUGUACUUUGGCCUGUCCUUUAGUCGUGUGGGAGCAGACUUCCGGGGCCAGCUGGCCCCCAUUUUUCAACGAGUGGCCCUGCAAACCUUUCAGAAAGCCGUUCAGGAGGCUUUGAACAAAUUCCAGGAGGAAAUGAACUCAUACACACUGAUCUCUGUGCCUGCUGUCCUGGGCAGCACAGUCCCUAUGGCUGUGCCAACUGCCCAACCAGCCACACUCCAGCCUCCAAUGGUGCUUCUGGACUUCCCCCCGCUUGCCUGCUUCCUCAAUAACAUCCUGGUGGCCUUCAAUGACCUGCGUCUUUGCUGCCCGGUGGCUCUUGCUCAAGACGUGGCAGCUGCCCUGGAGAAUGCGCUGUGCCAGGUGACCAAGAUCAUCGUAGCCUUCCACCGGGCGGAGGAGGUGGCUUUCAGCAGCCGAGAGCAGGAACUGUUUGUUCAGUUCUGCAUGACGUUUCUGGAAGAUUUGGUGCCCUAUCUCAACCGGUGCCUCCAGCUGCUCUUUCCACCAGCCCAGAUUGCACAGACCCUGGGUGUUCCCACUACUCAGUUGCAGAAAUACGGUAACUUUGGCUGUGUGGAUGAGAAUGUCAUCCUGGAGCUCCUGGCCCCGAUUCUGCCUGACAGAGAGACAGCCUUUCCCUUGGACAAGGAGGAUGGGCCGGGUCAGGAAAGCCCAGCACCUCCUGUGGAUUUGCAGCGCCCUGUGUCGGCACCCGAAGUGGCACGCAGCUCCCCAACUCCAGAAGCAGACAGUGGUCACCAGGCCUCUGGGGACACCAGCCAGGUCAGAGCCUCUCCUGCCCCAGAAUAGUUAUUCCCAAACUGUUGCUGCUUUCUGAGCUGCUGUCGUGCACUUGGCUGCAGAGAGGAGCCAUUGGGUGCAUUGCCAGCUGUGGCCGGGACUCGGCUCCUGAGAUCCCUCCGGGCAUACAAGAAAAUGACUGGGAAGAACAAAUUUGUGUAUAAAAACAGCCUUGUGCUUGUGAGGAGGGAAGACAGAACUGGACCUCGGUAGAUAUGUCUGAGCCUGGCAUCUCUGAAUCUCAGUAAACUUCAAAUUCUGUAAACUUCAAUCUGAAUCUCAGUAAACUUCAAAGUCAUUGUGUCUUAA